Arthroderma uncinatum is the source of this 2382-nucleotide messenger RNA. Its product is annotated as mek1. The record is from RefSeq and is a predicted model, not a curated record. The transcript has 6 exons. Gene Ontology annotation, biological process: protein phosphorylation; meiotic recombination checkpoint signaling. The coding region runs from base 1 to 2382 and encodes 793 amino acids. Lineage: Eukaryota; Fungi; Ascomycota; Eurotiomycetes; Onygenales; Arthrodermataceae. Gene Ontology annotation, molecular function: ATP binding; protein serine/threonine kinase activity; protein binding. Gene Ontology annotation, cellular component: nucleus; cytoplasm.
AUGAUCACUAUAGAAGGGGCGGUGAUGGAGUGGUCCCAAUCGGGAUAUCUAGACUUCAUCUCUUCAACGUCUCUUCUAUUCUUCUUCAGCGUCUUCCCCUCUGUACGAAGGCUGGAUAGAGGUGUUUACUGUUCCUUCAGUUUCUUAUACGCCAACUACUCGCCCAUCAUGCCGAGUGCACAAUUCCAGAAUGACAAUGGCGUGUUUCAACCAUGCUCGUCAGACCAUGUUGGUACAAUGUACGUCUAUAAUGGGAGUACCAAGGCUAGUAGAGAGUGGAAACUAUUUGCCAACGACGAGCUGACCGUGGGCCGCAACCCAAAUUCGUGCCAAUUGGUUAUCGAUGAUCCUAUGGUUUCCAACACGCACCUUCGCAUCUAUACAAUAAUAUUCGACCAAGAAAACCCCACCCAGGUUGCACCUCUGGUGUAUGUCCAAGACCUAUCCCUCAAUGGAGCGUUCUGGAACGGACUCAGGAUAGGAAAGGGAAGCGGUGGCUUCUUGUUAAGCGAUGGUGAUAUCGUGAAAAUUUCCAGUGAUGUGGCUCUGGAAUAUAGGGGUGAGAGAGUAUCUGGGACUCCAUUCGAUGAAGCUCAGAUUCAGGAAAUGAAGCUUCUCGGAAAUCAAUAUGUCAUCACUAACCGCAUCUUGGGUUGUGGCGCGUACGGACGGGUGUACAUGUCAAUCGACAAGCAGAGAAAAACGCAAUUGGCGUGCAAAGUAGUCAACCUAGCUGAUUUGAAAGGUAGGCUUCGGCAAGUCGAAAUUGCAAAGCUUCCACCGAAGGAUGGUAUAGUGCCGCAUACAUUGGCCAAACGGCGACGUCUUACUCACAGGGUACAAACGAAACUGAGGAUGUACGACCGGGAGGUGGAGAUCCUGCAAAAGCUGCGGCAUCCGAAUAUUAUUGGUAUAGAAAAAGUGUUCAAGACGCAUGAUACAAUGUAUAUAUUCCAGGACUUGGUCACGGCAGGCGACUUGUUCUCCUUCCUCGAGUUUAAAAGAGGCAAACUACUGGACGUGGAAGCAGCUGUCAUAGUCCGGCAGGUUGUGAUUGCACUGGUAUACCUACACAGUCAAAAUGUUGUUCAUCGCGAUCUAAAGCCAGAUAAUGUCCUGAUGACAUCCCUAUAUAACGGAUCUCGGGUGAUCUUGACCGACUUCGGGUGCGCAAGAUAUCUGAACCCAAAGAAGUCGCGCAUGGCGUCUAUGAUGGGAACUUUGGAAUACACAGCUCCGGAAAUGGGCCAAGGGGACCUUAAGCUGGCCAAAGGGUAUACUAAAUCUGUUGACUUGUGGUCAAUGGGCUGUCUUACCGUCGUCCUGCUCACAGGUGGUUCACCAUUCAGCGACCCAGCGACCGGAAAAUACUGUGGAAAGCUAGCCAAGCAAUGCAAUCUCGGGGUGCUCGAACGAGACGAGGACUGGCAAAACGUGGGUGAGAGGGCCAAAGAGUUCGUCCGCCGCCUUUUAGUUCUUAACGAUAAGCAGCGGAUGACUGCUGAGGACGCGCUGAAACAUGACUGGUUUACCAACCAUGCACACAGCCAAGCAUUCGAAGAGCUCUACAUGCGCGCGAUACGAGGAUGGGAGCCACGAGACGAAAAGGAGAAAGUGUUAUAUGACUUACGAUAUGAGCAAGGGUCAAUGGGUGAGUACAGUUUCUGGCAAGGCAAGGCAGCAACGAGGGUUUCUUCAGAAAGCCCAGAACGACAGUUGGUGGCCUCUCAGGAAGAAGUAGAGUCUCAGGAAGAAGUAGAGGAAUCGUUGUACUUCUCAACAUCAUGCCAGAACCUAGUGAAGCCUCAGAGGAAUGUAUCAAUUACGCUCUCGGACCCGGGAAACAAAGCCCCCCCUGCAAUACUACGUGAUAGAACGGACCCUUCCCCUCAUUCUCCACCAGGGUCAACGGCCCAAAAGCGGGAUAUAGCGGUCCAAAAAACGGCUCAAGUCUACUUUGAGGUUACCAGUCACGAUGACGCAGCUGACCACCAGGCCAAGUCACGUAUCAGAGACCCGUUUAGUCCCGAGGCAUGGAACAAGAGCUGUGCCGAACCAGUUCAACGGCCAAAGGGAGCACAAUCUGAAAGGAGCAUGGGCGGGAUGGAGCCUGGGCAGCUUGAAGUAGGGACGAAGCGCGAAUGGAACCCCGACUCGGCAGAAGAUGUUCCACUACCAUCAUCUAUGAUCAAGCAUCAAUGGCGGUUAGAUGCCCUCAAGCCGGUGAAAGUAAGCGCUCUCCAGAUUCCAACUAAAUCUGAUAUAACGGAUUCGCGCGGUGCAGCGGAGGAUAUAUUUCUUUUCCAAGACGAUGAGGUGUAUGAAGAGGUACUUGAUCCUGUGACCGGGAAACACCGUCAAGUCAGGUAUGGCGAACGGUAG